AUGUCGACGAUUCACACCCGCCAUGUCGAUCCGGUCCUUCAAUACCGAGACAUCAUAAGUCAAGGCCAACUGGACAGCUGGAGCGACCAGGCAACGAGGCCGCCCCACUGCCUCGUGUUUUUUGUUGCCCUAUGA
Colletotrichum orchidophilum is the source of this 135-nucleotide messenger RNA. RefSeq lists its product as uncharacterized. The transcript has a single exon. Lineage: Eukaryota; Fungi; Ascomycota; Sordariomycetes; Glomerellales; Glomerellaceae. The coding region runs from base 1 to 135 and encodes 44 amino acids. The record is from RefSeq and is a predicted model, not a curated record.